Salvelinus fontinalis (brook trout) is the source of this 1181-nucleotide messenger RNA. RefSeq names its product CD209 antigen-like protein E. The record is from RefSeq and is a predicted model, not a curated record. The coding region runs from base 329 to 979 and encodes 216 amino acids. The transcript is spliced from 3 exons. NCBI's taxonomy places the organism in Eukaryota, Metazoa, Chordata, Actinopteri, Salmoniformes, Salmonidae.
UGACAUUAGACUGAGUCACACAGAGACUCCAGCUGUGCAGCGAACAGACACAAACCUACAACUGAGAUAACAGCAGACAUUACAACAGUAGAAGUUACAACAGUAGAAGUUACAACAGUAGAAGUUACAACAGUAGAAGAUACAGCAGUAGAAGAUACAACAGUAGAAGAUACAACAGUAGAAGUUACAACAGUAGAAGAUACAGCAGUAGAAGAUACAACAGUAGAAGUUACAACAGUAGAAGUAACAACAGUAGAAGUUACAACAGUAGAAGUUACGAGAGUAGAAGAUACGAUUUGAAGACGAAGAACCUAAUUGAAUAAAGACCAUGGAUAUUGAUGAUCAUAUAUACGCAAACGAGUCCCACAAGAAGGAUGGAGUUGGUGAUCAACAUUCAGUGUGGAAGAGACGUUUCCUAGCUGCUACAGUGUGUCUGGGGCUGCUGUGUGUUCUCCUACUGGCUGGGAUCAUAGGCCUGUUACUCUACCAGAGAAACCUAUUGAACAACCUGACUGCAGAGAGAGACCAGUUGCAGACGAGUUAUAACACCCUGACCAAAGAGAGAGACCAGCUACAGACCUCUAAUAAAUAUGCCACAUGUCCCCAAGACUGGAAGAAGUCUUGCUGCAGUUGUUACUACAUCUCCCCUGAUAAGAAAACGUGGGAAGACAGCAGAAAGGACUGUCAGGCGAGAGGAGCAAACCUGGUGAUCAUCGACAGCAGAGAGGAACAGGCUUUAAUCAAAGCAUUCAAUAGAAGAGCCUGGUUUGGUCUGACUGACAGAGAAGUUGAGGGAACCUGGAGAUGGGUGGAUGGCACACCACUGAACACAAGUUACUGGAAGAAAGGGGAGCCAAAUGAUUUGCAAGGAGAAGACUGCGCUUUGGUUGACAACACUCAACAAGACCCAUUACUGGCUUGGAAUGAUGUGCCAUGUAACCACACAAAUAGUUGGAUCUGUGAAAGGCAGGUGUGUUAAGUCUAUCGUUAACAGUUAAUUUAGAGAAAAGCAUGACCCACAUUUAUAAAAUAAUGUUCUCUCUGACCACUCUGUGUCUCUCUCUCUCUUGCUUUCACUCCCUCUAACAGUUCCGUCGCUAAAAUUCUUGUUUUACUCUUAAUUUGUUACGUUUGACUGCUCUGAAAAGUGUUUCCUGUGAUUGGGGAGGACUGCGGGUUAG